Molecule: messenger RNA, 2890 nt
Organism: Odocoileus virginianus texanus
Lineage: Eukaryota; Metazoa; Chordata; Mammalia; Artiodactyla; Cervidae
Gene: KRT82
Product: keratin 82
Biological process (GO): keratinization; intermediate filament organization
Cellular component (GO): keratin filament
Molecular function (GO): structural constituent of skin epidermis
Source: RefSeq, a predicted model, not a curated record
AUGUCGUGCCGCUCCUUCCAGCAGGGCUUCAGAUGUGGCGGCCAGGGCUUCAGCUCCUGCUCAGCCGUCCUCCCCCGGGUGGUCACCCACUAUGCAGUGAGCAAGGGGCCAUGCCAGAUUGGGGGCAGUGGGAGUUUCCGUGCCCUGGGCUGCCUCGGCUCCCGGAGCCUGUGCAACGUGGGCUUCGGGCGGCCCCGGGUCGCCUCCAGGUGUGGCCUGCCUGGCUUUGGAUACCGAGCAGGUGCCACUUGUGGGUCUUCUGCCUGCAUCGCCCCUGUAACCAUCAAUGAGAGCCUGCUGGUCCCACUCGAGCUGGAGGUUGACCCAACUGUCCAGAGGGUGAAGAGGGAUGAGAAGGAGCAGAUCAAGUGUCUCAAUAACCGCUUUGCAUCCUUCAUCAACAAGGUCCGGUUCCUGGAACAGAAAAACAAGCUGCUGGAGACCAAGUGGAACUUCCUGCAGCAACAGAGGUGCUGCUCAAACAACAUCGAGCCCCUUUUCGAGGGCUACAUCUCCACCCUUCGGAGGCAGCUGGACUUCUUGACCGGGGACCGAGACCGGCUGGCAUCAGAGUUCCACUGCCUCCAAGACACGCUGGAGGGCUACAAGAAAAAAUAUGAAGAGGAGCUCUCCCUGCGGCCCAGUGCUGAAAAUGAGUUUGUUGCCUUGAAGAAGGAUGUGGACACGGCCUUCCUGAUAAAUUCUGACCUGGAGAUCAAUGUGGAAGCUCUGAUCCAUGAGAUCGACUUCCUGAAAACCCUGUAUACCGAGGAGACAAACCUGCUCCAGUCUCAGAUCUCAGAGACCUCGGUCACUGUGAAGAUGGACAAUAACCGGGAGCUGGACACGGAUGGCAUCGUUGCCCAGAUCAAGGCCCAGUAUGACGAAAUUGCCAACCGCAGCAAAGCCGAAGCAGAGGCCUGGUACCAGAGCCGGUAUGAUGAGCUUCAGCUGACUGCCGGGAAUCACUGUGACAACCUCCGCAACCGCAAGAACGAGAUCCUGGAAAUAAACAAGUUGAUCCAGCGGCUGCAGCAAGACAUUGAGAAUGUCAAAGCCCAGCGCUGCAAGCUGGAGGCUGCAGUGACCCAGGCGGAGCAGCAGGGCGAGGCAGCCCUCAAUGAUGCCAAGUGCAAGCUGGCCGGGCUGGAGGAGGCCCUGCAGAAGGCCAAGCAGGACAUGGCCUGCCUGCUCAAGGAGUACCAGGAGGUGAUGAACUCCAAGCUGGGCCUGGACAUCGAGAUCGCCACCUACAGGCGCCUACUGGAGGGCGAGGAGCAGAGGCUGUGUGAAGGUGUUGGACCUGUGAAUAUCUCUGUGAGCAGCUCCAAAGGUGCCAUCCUCUACGAGCCAUGUGUGGUCAGCACGCCUGUGUACUGUCCAGGGAGCACCAGUGUCCUCAAGAGCAGUGGGGGCUGCGGCAUCGUGGGCACUGGUGAAAUCUACGAGGGGCUCCUCGUCUGUGGGAGCAGGCGGAGCUCCAGUGUGAAGCUAGGGGCUGGGGGCAGCUCCUCCUGCCACAAGUGUUAGUACAGCCCCAGAAGUUAGUAGCCCAGGGGAUAGGGCACAAGCUCCAGGCUGGGAUGUUGUCCCCCACAACCAGGGUUCAAGACAAGGCUGUUCCAAGAUUCCACCUUUCUGUACUGAUUGAAGAUUCCCCUUGGGUUUUCACUGGGAGCUGCCCCUUGUAUCUUCGAGAGUCUCUUUUCACCUAGCUGUGUGCAGAUCCUGAGCGAGGCCCUCGGGUGAGGGUAGGGUACAAAGGCAGAAAACACAUCUCUCGUCUCCCUGGACUGCUGACAGUCUGGCUCUAGUGUGGCCAAGAAAAUGGCAAUGGCCCCCUAACACUUCUCUUCCCCAGGAGGUCAAAGGGGCACAUCACAGUUCUGCUUUGUGGAUCAUCCCAUGGAACUUGCCACACAAAUUGUGCCUCCCCUCAUCCCCAGACAUUCUCCUCCUCUCUUACUUUGGACUCUCAUGAACCUGAGAAAAGUGAACUCCUUCUAGCACCCACCUAAUACAUGCACUAUUGAAAAUAUCAAAAGGAGACACCCCAAAAUCCCAUCCCAAAUUCCUAAGACAAAUGCCAGGAUUUCAGGAUCACUCGGAAUCUGUCAAUGUUGCUCUCAGCACACAGAAUCAAGAGGUGGUCUUUGGGCAAUAGAUUUACCUGCUCAGCUGUAUUGAACUGGCCCUAUAAAAAUACAUCUCUUUCCUGAGCUGAUAUUGGCAGCUGAUGGCAAAGAAAUGCCUAAAACAAAGGGACAAUCAAGAGCUGACAUUAUUCGUUCAAUGGAAUCAGGCAUGCCCGCACCUUUUGUACAUAGCCACCCCCUGCCAGCUCCCUCUCCCUUGAGUUCCUCUUGCGUUGGGUCUGAUGUGAACAUGUUUUCCUCGCUACAGUGAUAAGGGGCUGCCUCAGCAGACUUGGAGGCUCUGCCUCAGGGCUGUGAGGGAGGAGAAGGUACUGAACUGACCUCACCUCCCUAGAGCACUCCCCGUCCCAAUAGUGCUGCCUCCUGCCCUCCCAGGGAUCCACGUUUCUGCCAUGAGCCUCUGGGCUUGUCUAUUCCCAAUAAACUGUUCCCAGGCUACAGGAAUCAGGAUUGUUCACCCUGCUCUGAGGAUAGUGAGGUUGAAGGGAAACUGAGGAACAGCUCUGGGGGCCUGGGGGCCAGCUGGGGGCAUUGGAAGUAGAAACAGAGUUUAUUAUACAAAUGGGAAAACUACAUGUGAAUGAUUGGCAAGUGGCCUGUGGAGCAGGUGUGGAGCCAUACAAAUUAUACUUAAAGCCUGCACAUCAUACCACAAGAGUUUACAAGUCACUUGCCAUGUUGAAAACCAUAGUCUUAUUCCCCACAGGCCUCCUCACCACAUGGUCCCCUGCAUA